Molecule: messenger RNA, 2277 nt
Organism: Bombus huntii
Lineage: Eukaryota; Metazoa; Arthropoda; Insecta; Hymenoptera; Apidae
Product: venom serine protease Bi-VSP-like
Exons: 6
Coding region: 843-1550 (235 amino acids)
Biological process (GO): proteolysis
Molecular function (GO): serine-type endopeptidase activity
Source: RefSeq, a predicted model, not a curated record
GGCAAUUCCUCGUACGACCAGAGGAUCGGAAAUAUCAAAGGAUAUUAUGGCGCAGCGCGAGUGGAGAAACAGAAACAUAUGAGCUUAACACCGUAAUACUCUUAUCAUAGAAAUAGAAGCAGUCCUCAAUUCCCGCCCGCUAACUCCUAUCUCCACCGAUCCAAAUGAUCUCCUAGCCCUCACUCCCGGACAUUUCCUCAUUGGCGAUUCAUUAAUGUGCUUACGUGAUCGAGAUUUCAGAGACAUUCCAUCGAACCGACUCUCCAAAUGGCAGCAUAUCCAACAGCUUAAACAACAUUUUUGGAACCGCUGGCAUAAGGAGUAUUUGAACGAGCUAACCAACCGCAAUAAAUGGAGCAAGGGUGGACACAGCAUCCAAAAGGGCACAAUCGUCAUCCUCAGAGAGGACAACGUUCCCUCCAUGCAUUGGCCUCUGGGCCGAGUUAUCAAGGUUCAACCAGGCGCCGAUGGUGUCAUCCGGACAGCUACAGUUCAGACGGCAAAGAGCAUUUUGGAUCGGGGCGUCAAAAGGCUUGUCCCACUGCCAAUUCAACCCGAUCUCGAGAAACCCGAACAACUAGCCACCGAGACGAAAUAAGAUGGGAACUUCAACCACACCUCGCUAGUUUGAUCGGUACCCUCUCAACGGGGGGAGAAUGUUACGCCAUGCGGCUUACAAUAGGUCAUAUUCUUAACUAUCGAUCGCGGCACUAUAAUGUCGCAGACGGAUCGUCGCGUCUGCCCGGCAAACAAACAUUGUAGUGGCAAGCGCAUGGUUCAUUAAGCAGGGCGACUUCCAGAAACGUCGACUCGUGGCCCGUAUUUUACCUCGCAGUAAAAGAAUGUGGCGUGAUCCGAACGUAGUGGGGGUCGCCUUCCAGAAAAAACGAAAAAAAUCGAAAGGCGUUCAGAACUUUUCGAGAAGUCGAACCGUCAACACAUGUGGCGCUUGGCCAUGGAUCGUUGCAUUAGGUUUUCGUAAUCCCCGAAACCCAGACAAACCACUAUGGAAGUGCGGAGGUUCCCUGAUAUCGGCUAGGCAUGUUUUGACCGCAGCACAUUGUGCACAUAUGGAUGGAAUAGAAAACAUACACAAUCAUAAUAUUGUCAUUCUUAGAUUGGUGGAGGAGGUGCCAUUUUCGAGGUACGUAUAUCCCAUUUGUACGAAAGAGCCCCUACGAAAGAGCAACUUCGUCGGCUAUAACCCCCUUGUUGCUGGAUGGGGAGCAUUAAGAUAUAGACGACCACGACGUAAUGCAUUAAUGGAAGUACAAAUGCCAGUGAUUAAGAACGCCGAAUGCAAAAUAGCUUAUUCCAAAUUUCCUAAUGCACCUGAUAUCACUGAUGGUAUAAUAUGCGCCGAACAUGCUCAGGGUGGAGAGGAUUCUUGUACGGCUGACCGCGGCGGACCACUGCUGAUACAACAUGAAUUAACCUCGUAUUUAAUAGGUAUUGUGUCUUAUGCUUAUAAGUGCGGCACAGCUGGGUAUCCCAGCGUUUACACUAGGGUCACAUCGUACCUUGACUUCAUUCUCCAAGCGAUGCAAUAAUAUGAUAUUACUGUUCCAUAAAUAUCAUUGUGUAAAAAACGUAAAGUUGGAUUUUCUUAUUGUGGAGAUAAGAAACAGCUCAAAUUUACAUUGUUUUGUACGUUACAAAUUAUAGGCUUAAAAUGUACGAAAUGUAACUUUGAAACGACACUAAUUUUUUACGCACGAUAAACCUCCACGACUUAGGAAAACAGUGCAGGAUGCUGUGAUUCGUUUCUUGUGGUCGGAGGUUAUGUUUGAUGCCUAUAUUUAUCAAAGAUUUAAUGCACAUUAUGGAGAAAGUGUUUUGUCACGAAGUGUGUUUGAAUGGGCACAAAAGUUCAAAGAAGAUCGCACGAGUGUUAUGAAAAAACAGCUGGACGCCCGUCCACAUCCACGAUGACAACAUUGAACGUGCUCAUGAACUUAUGCUCUAUGGAAUAGACGAGUGACACUGGAUAAUGUGGCAAAUCAUUUGCAAAUCAGCCACGGCUCUGCUUAUGCAAUAGUGCACGACAGAUUUGGAUUUUAAAAAGUUUGUGCGAGAUGGAUGCCGAAAAAGCUGAUGAAAAGGUGAAGACGACGAUGCAUUCGUGGUUCGCAGCUCAGCCCAAAACAUUUUUUAAUGAGAAAAUACAAAGGUCCUUCGGCAAAUGGACAAAGUGUAUACAGAAAUCGAGUGAUUAUGUCAAAAAAUGAUGUAUGUCUUUUUUGACAAUUGCUUAAAAUAAAUUCUACACCGACAGAG